Molecule: messenger RNA, 2282 nt
Organism: Cryptotermes secundus
Lineage: Eukaryota; Metazoa; Arthropoda; Insecta; Blattodea; Kalotermitidae
Product: hemocyanin
Exons: 11
Coding region: 41-2095 (684 amino acids)
Molecular function (GO): oxidoreductase activity
Source: RefSeq, a predicted model, not a curated record
GUUAGCAACUCGCUUGUUUGUCUCAGCCGCCGACGUCGGAAUGAGGCCAGCUACUGUUCUGCUUAUCGUCCUGGGCGCUUGCGCACUUGCGUCUGCCGAACAAAAAGCGGACGCAAUCUUUCUGAAGCGACAGCUGCAGGUACUGAACCUGCUACGUCACCUGAACCAGCCGCUGAUCGAUCCUGAACUCUUAGUCUUCAAGAACUCUUUCAGCCCACUGAAUAAUCUGAACAAGUUCAAGGACCCGACGGCAGUAAAGAACUUUCUGAAACUGGUGACCGAGGGGAAGCUACUCGAACGUGAUGCAAUCUUCAGCUUGUUCGACGCGCGCCAACGCGCCCAGAUGGUGACGCUGUUCGAGGUGCUGUAUGGCGCCACUGAUUACGAUACCUUCCUCAAGGCAGCCGCAUGGGCGCGCGACCGCACCAACCCUCGCCAGUUCCUGUACGCUUUCAGCGUGGCACUGUUGCACCGGGAAGACUGCAGGGGCGUGAUACUGCCCCCCGCGUACGAGAUCACUCCCCACAUGUUCCUUACCACCGAUGUCGUCAGGAAGGCUUACCAGGCCAAAAUGAUGAGGACGCCCACUGUGAUUCCCAUGAAAUUCACGGGAUCGGUAAACAACCCUGAGCAGCGGGUAGCAUACUUUGGAGAGGACAUCGGCAUGAACUCGCAUCACAGCCAUUGGCACAUGGACUUCCCCUUCUGGUGGAAGCAGGAAUACACAGUGGACAAGGACCGGAAGGGAGAACUGUUCUUCUAUAUGCACCAUCAGAUGGUCGCCAGGUUCGACGCCGAGCGUCUCUCAAACGACCUGCCAGCGGUGGAGCCACUGGAGUGGGACCAGCAGAUCACUGAGGGCUUUGCCCCCGCGGCGACCUACGAGAAUGGGCAGGAGUUUCCCAUGCGGCCAGAUAACAUGAAGUUCUGUGACUUGCCUUCCCUCUCAGUUCGAGAUAUGAAGAUCGUCGAGGGUCGCAUCAGGGAUGCUAUCGCCUCUUCCUUCGUCAAGACGGCCGACUCGCGGCUCCUAUCUAUCAACAACACGGCCGGCAUCAACCUGCUAGGGGAGAUCAUCGAGUCCUCAGCGAACAGUGUCAACCCUGUAUACUACGGUCAGCUGCACAACGACGGUCACGUGAUGCUGUCCAAGGUGACGGAUCCUCUCCAGCGCUACGGGGUCCCCCCUGGCGUCAUGGAGCACUUUGAGACUGCGACUCGCGAUCCUGCCUUCUUCAGGUUGCACAAACAUGUGGACAACCUCUUCAAGCUGCACAAAGACUUGCUCCUACCCUACGACGUAUCUGAGUUGGACUUUCCUGGCGUGAAGAUAGAAGCUGUUAAGGUCGUUGGCAGCUGCAAGGCCAGCACACCCAAUCAGCUGAUCACUUACUUUGACGAGUCGCACAUUGAUCUGAACAACAUUGUGGAGAACGUAGGGCAGGAGCAACCCGUGGAUAUCAAGGCAGUGGUAAGCCGACUGAACCAUGAACCCUUCAAGUACGUCAUCACAGUCAACUCCAAGAAGCCUGUAAGGGGGAUUGUCCGUAUAUUCCUUGCACCUAAGUUGAACUGGUUCGGCCAGCGAGUGCCCCUGGACGUGGCCCGUUGGGGGUUCAUUGAGUUGGACCGAUUUCCAGUUAGACUGGCGAGCGGAGACAAUAUAGUGUCACGCAAUUCUGUGGACUCCAUCAUCACCGUACCCGAGCCCAGAAGCUUCUCGAACCUUGUAAGCGAUGUCGAGAAGGCAAUACGCGGCGAACAGGUGUUCAGCUACGACAAGUAUUAUCGACACUGCGGUUUCCCUCGCCGCCUGUUGCUGCCCAAGGGAAAACCUGAAGGCAUGGUUUAUCAGCUGUACGUUGUUGUGACUGAUUAUGACAAAGACAUUGUGGAACCAGGAAUACAGCCGGAAGAUGUUGAGAACCUGAGCUCCCUUGGCUACUGCGGUGUCAUGGGUGGAAAGAUACCUGAUGGCAGGCCCAUGGGAUUCCCCUUCGAUCGACGCAUUGUGUCUCCCGAACAAUUCCUUACUCCCAACAUGGAGGUCGUGGAUAUCACUAUCAAGAACGUGAAGCAGAAGCCAGCAGAGUAGACAGCUCUUGAGAUGGUGUCCUGCCUUUAGGGAACUGAAGUAAAUGGCAUUCUACCAGUUUCCUGUCUUUCCAGAAUAUGUGACUGGAUAAAAUUGCCACAAAUGAUUACAUUUAUAGCUCUGAAAGCUUUCUUUAGUCAUUGAAUAUUUUUCUAACGUUAUAAAUAAAGUCUGGACUUUUCUGAGA